Malus domestica (apple) is the source of this 1603-nucleotide messenger RNA. RefSeq names its product G-protein coupled receptor 1-like. Lineage: Eukaryota; Viridiplantae; Streptophyta; Magnoliopsida; Rosales; Rosaceae. Gene Ontology annotation, cellular component: plasma membrane. Gene Ontology annotation, biological process: adenylate cyclase-activating G protein-coupled receptor signaling pathway; cell surface receptor signaling pathway. Gene Ontology annotation, molecular function: G protein-coupled receptor activity. The record is from RefSeq and is a predicted model, not a curated record.
ACACAAACUCCUUCGCCUGUAAGAUUCGAACGCACGCCGAACCAUAAAGCGACCACUGCCGUCAAAACACGAAACGGAGCGUUUUGAAGUUUCUGUACCGACAAAUUCAGAGACUGAGGGAGGGCCAGUAUUCGAGACUGUAUUGGCGUGAUCGGAAGAGAGUGGGUGAAGAAAAUGGCGACGACGGGGCAAGUCGCCGGAGGUCUGACGGCGUACGAUCGCCACGUCUUGAUGGCAGUAAACGCCGGAGCGGCGAGCCUAUCGUUCGUUGGGUCGGGGUUCAUCGUCCUCUGCUACGUCCUCUUCAAAGAGCUCCGCAAGUUCUCCUUCAAGCUCGUCUUCUACCUCGCGCUCUCCGAUAUGCUUUGUAGCUUCUUCAGCAUGGUUGGGGAUCCAUCGAGAGGAUUUUUCUGUUACUCGCACGGCUAUAGCACUCUCUUCUGUGUAGCGUCUUUCUUAUGGACUACCACGAUUGCUUUUACACUCCACCGUACGGUUGUUAGACACAAAACUGAUGUUGAAGAUAUGGAGGCAAUGUUUCAUUUGUAUGUUUGGGGGACUUCAUUAGUUGUGACGGUUGUGCGCUCUAUUGGUAAUAACCACAGCCACCUGGGUACAUGGUGUUGGUCACAAUCAGGGCGUAGUGGAAAGGCACUUCACCUCAUAACAUUUUAUAUGCCACUCUGGGGUGCAAUUCUUUACAAUGGUUUUACAUACUUUCAAGUGAUAAGCAUGCUGAAGAAUGCAAGACGUAUGGCAGCUGGCAUGUCAGACCGGGCUUACCAAUCAGAUGCUAGAGCAGACAUGAAGGCUUUGAACCGGUGGGGGUACUAUCCGCUCAUCCUGAUAGGAUCAUGGGCUUUUGGCACAAUCAACCGCAUUCAUGACUUUAUUGAACCAAGUCAUAAAAUAUUUUGGCUCUCAGUUCUUGAUGUUGGGACAGCUGCACUCAUGGGCUUGUUCAAUUCAAUAGCUUAUGGCUUGAACUCCUCAGUGCGACGGGCAAUAUAUGAAAGAUUGGAUUUGUUUUGGCCAGACAGGCUUAAAAGAUGGUUCCCCAACAGUUCAAAGUUUAGGAACCAAGAGCAAGAGAGUGAACUAGUGGCGCUGAAAAUUGAAGAUCAGCACUAGCAAGUUGGACAUAUUUGACUUGCCGAUUUUUUCAACAUUGUCCCAUUAACUUAACUGAGCGUGGAAUGAACGGAAGAGGUACACAGCGAUGCACAUCAGUGAAGGGUCGAUUGCUCUCCUCCUCUCCAUGGCAAUUCCGAGGUGACUAACAUCUUCAAAUUCUACUUGUUCCAUAUUGAGACUGAUUGAAACUGUUGUGGUAGAUGUAUCCGUAGAUGGGUUGGUUCGAGUAGAACUUCGUGUAGAAGUUGUGAUUCUAUGCAAAGCUGGAUUCGUCAAGGUGUACAAUUUUACCUGUAGAGAAAAGUCUUGAUUGAUCUUUGAUUAGGAAUUGUCCCAAACUUUUCACUGUUAUUGUCAUGUAUUCGGAUUCCGACCAACUCCAAUCCAAAAUUUGGACGAUUCAAAUUUGAAGUCUGAAAUUCCGAAAUCAAGAACGGAAAUGAAAUGUAUCUGAAAAUUCAGAAAAAAA